Penicilliopsis zonata CBS 506.65 is the source of this 2265-nucleotide messenger RNA. RefSeq lists its product as hypothetical. Gene Ontology annotation, biological process: regulation of actin filament polymerization. NCBI's taxonomy places the organism in Eukaryota, Fungi, Ascomycota, Eurotiomycetes, Eurotiales, Aspergillaceae. The coding region runs from base 1 to 2265 and encodes 754 amino acids. The transcript has 6 exons. Gene Ontology annotation, molecular function: protein binding. The record is from RefSeq and is a predicted model, not a curated record.
AUGGCUGCAGACGUUGCUCCACACUUCGGAGCUGAGCUCAAGGAUGCGUUUAAACCGGUCAACGCCUGGGUAUCGAACGGGAUAGCCUGGUUAGAUGAGGUGCAGCAAUUCUACCGGGAGCGAAGCGCGAUUGAGAAAGAAUACGCCGCCAAGCUGACGGCUCUCUGCCGGAAAUACCAAGACCGAAAGGCGAAGAAGACGAGCAGCUUGAGUGUGGGAGAUACGCCGAGUCUCACGCCAGGCUCUCUGGAAAGCGCGUCGUUGACGACGUGGACCACACAACUGACGACGAUCGAGUCCCACGCAGCGGAGCGGGAUCGAUUCGGCAACGACCUGGUCAGUCACAUUUCAGAUCCCUUGAGACAAGUCGCUGCACGAUACGAGGAACUCCGGAAGUGCCACUUGGACUUCCAUGGCAAGUUGGAGAAGGAGAGGGACUCGUCAUACAGUGACCUCAAGAAAUCCAAAGCCAAAUAUGACGGGGCUUGCCAGGAAGUGGAGAGCCGACGGAAGAAGAUCGAAUCUUCGUUCGACCAUGGCAAGACCAAAGCCCAGAGCGCGUAUCAACAGCAGAUUUUGGAGAUGCAUAAUGUCAAGGCAAGUACUGGUCUAAACACAUAUCUCAUCAGCAUCAAUGUAACGAACAAGCUGAGGGAAAGGUUCUAUCAUGAAUACGUUCCCGAAGUUCUUGAUGGUUUACAAGAUAUCAAUGAAACCAAAGUAGCAAAGCUGAACUCGCUAUGGCUCCUCGCUGCCCAGCUCGAACAAUCCGCCCUUUCCAGGAGCACGGAACAUAUGGUAACUCUACAAAACGAAAUUCCUCGGAAUAAUCCACAGCUUGACUCGCUCAUGUUUCUGCGUCACAACAUGACACAGUCUCAAGAACCGCCGAGUCUGACAUUUGAACCUAGCCCUGUCUGGCACGACGAUGAAUCCCUUGUAACCGACGAGGCUGCAAAGGUGUUCUUACGAAACCUACUUAUGAAAAGCAAGACUCAGGUGAGAGAUCUCAGAGUGGAAUCGGAUAAGAAGAGACGUGAAGUGGAAAAGGCCAAGCAAACACGAGAGAAUGUCAGACAAGGAAAGGAAAAACGUGACGAGGUUGAGGUCGUCCGUGCCAUCUUCUUCCUGCAGGAUGCAUGCCAUGAAAUCGACCGUAAACGGCUGACUGCCGAAGUCGAAACGGCGACCAUCAUCACAGCCGUUGGCGACCUGUCGCUCGGGGCAAAGAACCACAACUUCCGAUCUCAAACCUUCAAGAUCCCUACCAACUGCGACCUGUGCGGCGACCGGAUCUGGGGGCUAAGUGCCAAAGGGUUCGACUGCCUAGACUGCGGAUAUACCUGCCACAGCAAGUGCCAGAUGAAAGUGCCCGCCGAUUGUCCCGGGGAGCAGUCCAAGGAAGACAAGAAGAAGCUGAAAGCCGAACGACAAGAGCAAGCCAACUCGACCCCGAAUCUAGACAUUGAAUCCACCAACGGCUCGACGACUGGCCCGUCCCUCACCCGGCAAAACACCAUGAACUCGCUGAGUUCCGGGUACGCGACGAGCGCGACCCGAUCCCUGUCCAACGUAGUCAACAAACCCAGUACCACUUCUCCGACGAGCCCAACAGAGUCUCCUUCCGCCGAAGCAAAGCCCGCCCCCGCUGCCGCGCGGCGCAACCGGAUCCUUGCCCCGCCCCCUUCGCAGUAUGUCAACCCGCCACCGGCCACCGAGCCAGGGUCCUCUAUCAGACCCAGCAGCGAACCGCGGGGGAAGAUGAUGUAUGCGUACCAAGCCACCGGUGCGGAUGAGGUCACAGUGCAGGAGGGAGACGAUAUCACAAUCGUUGAACCAGAUGAUGGAUCCGGAUGGAUGCGCGUCCGCGCCGGAUCACACGAAGGUCUCGUUCCAGCCUCAUACGUCGAGGCCGCCCCGCCACCGACGCCCUCGCCCGUCCCCUCGGCGAGUCCCGGCUUCACCGAUCGCCCUGGAUCGACGUACUCGAAUUCCUCGGCCUCACUGGCUGGAAGCACGGCGGCAGCGGCGGCGGCGGCGGCAGCGAAACGCGUCGGCCCGGCGGUGGCGCCCCGUCGCGGGGCGAAGAAGCUGCAGUACGUCGAGGCCCUGUAUGACUAUGAGGCGCGUAGCGAGAUGGAGUGGAGCAUGGCCGAGGGCGAUCGGUUUGUUCUUGUCAACUCGGACAGCGGGGAUGGCUGGGCGGAUGUCGAGAAAGGCGGGGUCACCAGAAGCGUGCCGGCUAACUAUAUCCAGGAGGUGUAG